AGCUGUUAAACUGUUGGUUGUAAUUUUGUGUUUUGAUGCUGUGUGUUGGGGGAAAUUGCUCAACAGAAAAAAAAAUGCAAUGACUUUAAGAAAAGGAAGCAAAAAAAGUCAUCAUUAAAUAUUUAGAAUAAUUUAAAAACAGGAAGAGUUCAGUGCUGUGAGUAAUCACAUGGCUCAUGUAUGUAGAAAUAUAUAAAUAGAUGAAAUAGUUUGUCACUGUGCUUCAUCACUGUGGGCUAGAAGGUGAAGUGAUGUGUUAAACCACACUGCGGGAAAUACAGAUUCAGGAAAAUAAGUAAUGGAGGAGUUGGACCCAGAGGAGCAGUUUCUCCGGGACGCCAGAAAUGGGAACCUACCAGGAAUUCAAAGGCUUUUGAUGUCUAAAAUAAAAGAUGAAGCAAAAUUUGACAUCAACUGUAAAGGCAGGAGCAGGUCAAAUUUUGGAUGGACUCCUCUUCAUCUGUCCUGCUACUUCGGACACAGAGAUGUGGUGGAAGAGUUGCUAAAGGCUGGAGCAGACGCCAAUCUGACGAACAACGUAGGUGACACACCACUCCAUAAAGCAGCAUUCACAGGACGACCGGAGGUGGUGAUGCUGCUGCUUCAGUACAACGCCUGUCCUUCAGUCAUUAACGGCUCGGCUCGGAUUCCCAAAGAUGUCACGCAUGACGAGGAGAUCAGGAGCAUGUUAGAGGCGGCUGAGAGAACUGAGGAGAGGAAGUUGGAGGAGCAGGUGUUAGAAGCAGCUCGAGAAGGAGCAACAACUACCCUGCUAAAACUGCUGAACAGGGAGAAACCUCCAAACAUCAACUGUACAGACCUGCUGGGUAACACGCCAUUACACUGUGCUGCAUACAGAGGCCAGAAACAGUGUGCAAUCAGACUGCUGCAGAACGGAGCCAACCCCAACAUCAAGAACAAGAACGGUCAGACUGUGUUUGAUCUUGCGAAGGACACCGAGAUGAGACGGAUUCUGGAGGGCAGUUUGAUGAAAGGUCUGAGGCGUUACGUUCAGACAUUUGAUGGUCCUCUUUGGAAGAGCACCAGGUUCUUUGGCUGGCGUUCCUGCUGGGUCGUUCUUCAAGAUGGAGUUUUGUCAUGGUACUCAAAACAGUCUGAUGCUGCAUCCAGCAUUCAUAGUAAAGGCUGCAAAGCCCUGACCCAGGCCCAGUGUAGUACUAAAGACAGCUGCUACUUUACAGUCAAGUGCUUUGAUGACAGCGUCCAUUCUUUUAAAGUCUCGCCGAAGGGUGACCCAGAAACCACCAGAAAAAAAUGGUUGGAAGCUAUCGAGGCACACUCUGCGUUCAGCACUCAUUACUGCUCGCAGGAUCAGGGCAGUGAAGAAGACGAGGAUGAGGUGCUAUCACUGGGCGAGCUGAUGGAGUCUCUGCAGCAGGCUGAGACAUGUCAUGGGAAGUUGGAGUCUGAGGUGUUGUCCCUCCUCUCCAUGGUGAAAGAGGAUGCCCUCGGUGAAGGCCUCCCAGUGGCUGUGCUGCAGAAGCUCAAAGAGGUGUGUGAGGCAUCCAGCAAGACCUGUUCAUCUCUCCGUCAGUGUCUCGACUUGUUCUUCAAACAGGAAGGGGCACGCAGCUUGAAGCUGGAACAGGAAGUGGAGAAGAACAAGAUCCUGUCAGAGGCUUUGCAGACUUUGGCUACAGAGCAUCAUGAGCUGGAGCGGUCUGUGGUUCAAGGCUCAUCUCCCCGUAGUGCCAUUCUCAGCGAGGAUGACUUCUACGAUGCGCUUUCCCAUUCCGACUCGGAGCAUUCACAGAGCUGCCUAGAGUUGAGUUGCUCGUUCGAGAACGGAGACGAGGGCCACUCGGAGCUCUAUUAUAGCGUGCCGAGUUGUCUCACUGGAGGGAGGAUGUCUCAGGAGGAUUGGCAUGGUGAUGAAGAGGAGGAGGAUGAAGGAACCAAACCCAGUGGAGCCAGAAAAUACAGGACAAGUUUGCCGGCGCCCAUGUUUUCCAGAAACAACUUCAGCAUCUGGAGUAUACUGAGAAAGUGCAUUGGCAUGGAGUUGUCUAAGAUCACCAUGCCAGUCAUCUUCAAUGAGCCGCUCAGCUUCUUACAGAGACUCACAGAGUACAUGGAGCACACUUACCUCAUCCAGCAGGCUUACGACUCCACCGACUCCAUUGAGAGGAUGAAGUGUGUAGCAGCGUUUGCAGUGUCUGCAGUGGCGUCUCAGUGGGAGAGGACUGGGAAACCCUUUAACCCCCUGCUGGGAGAAACGUAUGAGCUUGUCAGAGAUGAUUUGGGUUUCCGGGUGAUCUCGGAGCAGGUGAGUCACCAUCCUCCAGUUAGUGCUUUCCACGCUGAGGGCCUGCAGAAGGAGUUUAUUUUUCAUGGGUCCAUCUACCCCAAACUGAAGUUCUGGGGUAAAAGUGUGGAGGCUGAGCCGAAAGGCAUCAUGACUCUGGAGCUGCCCAAGUAUAAUGAGGCGUACACGUGGACAAACCCGACAUGCUGCGUUCACAACAUCAUCGUGGGGCAGCUGUGGAUUGAACAGUACGGUAACGUGGAGGUGAUCAACCACAGAACUGGAGAGAAGUGCUGUCUCAGCUUCAAACCUUGCGGUCUUUUUGGCAAAGAGCUGCACAAAGUUGAGGGCUACAUUCUUGACAAAAGCAAAAAGAAAGUGUGUGUUCUGUAUGGGAAGUGGACAGAGUGCAUGUAUACAGUGGAUCCAGCAAUGUUCGAGGCUUACAAGAAGAAUGAGAAGGUCGCAGAUGGGAAGAAAAGCAGUAAAGAGGGGUCCAGCGCGGAGUCUGAUGAAAGCCCACAACUAGGCAGUGACUCUUUGGAGGAGAUUCCAGGCAGCCACUUACUCUGGAAAAUCGCACCACGACCAGCCAGCUCCACUCAGAUGUACAGUUUCACAUCAUUUGCCAUGCAGCUAAAUGAGCUGGAUGAAGAGAUCAGAGCUGUUAUUCCCAAGACCGACUGCAGACUGAGGCCUGAUAUCCGCGCCAUGGAAAAUGGAAACAUUGACUUGGCAAGUGAGGAGAAAAAGAGGUUGGAGGAAAAACAGAGAGCAACACGCAAGAGCCUAGCCAAGUCAGACGAGGAAUGGAAGACGAGGUGGUUUCACCAGGGUCCAAACCCUCAUACCAACUCUCCAGACUGGCUCUUUUCCACUGCUUACUGGAACCGAGAUUAUUCCCAAGUGCCUGAUAUUUACUGAUGUGGUCUACCUACAAUGUCUUCAAGCUAAUUGGGCCAUUUGGGGAAAUUUGUGUGAUGGACUUGUUACUUAGAUUGAACAAGUUUAUCAUACCUGCAAGCUCCCUUUAUAUUAUAUUAUUUAUUUAUUUAUUUUUUAAAAAGAGGAAUAAUUCUUCAUGCAUAUAAAUUACACAGGUGGAGUAAUUUGAUUCAGUAAUGUAAAGUCAAUCCUGUGAUGGUUUCUUAAAUAAGAAAAAUGUAAUUAUCUUUGAGGAUAGAAAUGAAAGAGGGGUUUUUUUUGUGCUUUGGAUUCUCAGUGGUGGCAUUUUUAAAUUAUGAACGAGAAUUGCAUUUGUAUGACAAUCAUUCCCUUUUCUAAACGAUUUAGAACACUACUAGUUUGUAAUUAUGUACUAAACUUUGUAUUAUUUAUUUCAGAGCUCUUUUUGUGCUUAACUUUUUCAUUAAUGUACUGAAUAUUUAAUGCAGAUAUGCAGCUUUACUCAUGCUUCUUCAGCUUGGAUUUUAUUUUUUGUUCUCAAUAAUGAAGAGACUAACUGUUUUCACUGUCUCAUGUAGUGAAGUGACUCAUUAUGGUGUGUGCGUUUGCGCACGCAAGAGUGUGUGUGUGUGUGUGUGUGUGUGUGUGUGUGUGUGUGUGUGUGUGUGUGUGUGUGUGUGUGUGUGAGAGAGAGAGUGUUUAUCCUAUACAUGAAAAUCUAAUAAUGUGAAAUAUUACUCCACCGUAAGCAGAUGUUUAACUCCAGUGGUUUAAAGUUGAUGAGGUUGUGAUGGAUUAUUUGAAGUGCUUGAUGCAUUUCAUUUUAACAGUUUAAAUUUUAAUAACACUUACUGCUGUUUAUUUUAUAGUUAUUCCAGAAUUAUGUAAAUUUAUUAUUUGGCAUUGUUUUGUGUACAUCACAAGGUUGUAUUAGCUGGAUUUACUGGCUUGGUGAAUAAAACCCAAAGUAGACCCA
Messenger RNA from Neoarius graeffei (lesser salmon catfish), 4148 nucleotides. RefSeq names its product oxysterol binding protein-like 1A (gene osbpl1a). Bases 299 to 3190 code for a protein of 963 amino acids. The transcript has 29 exons. The record is from RefSeq and is a predicted model, not a curated record. NCBI's taxonomy places the organism in Eukaryota, Metazoa, Chordata, Actinopteri, Siluriformes, Ariidae. Gene Ontology annotation, cellular component: intracellular membrane-bounded organelle; membrane; cytosol. Gene Ontology annotation, molecular function: protein binding; cholesterol binding.